AGAUGGCGGCGCGCAUCUAUACAUGAGAGCAAUAAGGAAAUACUGGUCUUGCGUGUGUCAGAAUUACAGGUCGUUCUGGUAAAUCCGUAUUUUUUUUAAAGUCUGAGGAUAUAGCUUAUGCUUGUGAUUCUUGAUGAGUUGCAAGUUCGUAACGACAAAGGGCCUGACAGAUGGAAAACAUGAGUGCCGAAGCAGAGGUUCGCCUGCAUGUCAGUCAAUGUGUCAGAACCCUGUCUACCUCUGGGGAUGCUGAGGAGGUGGCCCACAGUCUUCACACACUGGUCAGCUAUCUGGACAAUGAGUCUCAGGAGAAGAUCUCGCCCGCUCAGAGAGACGAGUUCAACCGGACGCACUACACCAGUUUCUUGAAGUUCCUGGUUGGUAACCUGAAAGCCAAUAAGCUGCAGCUUCUCACCUCUGCCCAGUGCUCGGACCUGUGGGAUGGUUUGUUCCUUAGAGGUCCCCCAGACCAGGCUCUGUUGGUGCUUAUGGACUACAUUGCUUCAUCCUGCCCAAGCGCAGGUCUGGACAGGGUGGUGGGUGUUCUGGAGCGAUACUUGCAAAGUGGCCGUCUGGCUGCCUUGCUCUGGUCUCGCUGCCAGGGGUCCUUUUCUCCGGACUCCCCUCAGCUGAGAGAGACACUCCUGGGGCGGUUGGUGUCUCUGCCUGACCUUACAGCCAACCACUUGCAUCCACAUAACAGGCCCCUCUUUCUGCCUGCCCAGUACUACCCCCUGCUGGCCAGGGAAUUGAGCAUUGCACUGGAGAGGACCUGCCAGGCUUUAAGAGAAGGACAGGACUGCUCCUUGAGUUUUGUGGCACAACUGCUGGGGAAGGCUUGUGUGCAGGGACACAGUGAGCACAUGUUCAAGGAGCUAGCACCUCACCUCUCUGCUCGCACCCGCUCCGACAUGGUGUGGCAGAGAGUGUGCUGGCGCCUGAUGGAGGACGUUCCAGAGCGCUGGAUGGAGAGUGUGGUCACAGGGCUGGUGCAAGCUGUGGAGGGACCAGCGGCUCUGUCGAGGAUUAUGGGGAAUGUUGUGGUGAAGAAUAAGAAAGCGCAGUUUGUCAUGACCCAUAAACUCCUUUUGCUGCAGUACAAGUACAAGACCAGUGUAGUGCGCACUCUCCUAGGAUAUCUUGCCCAGGACAGGGAGCGCCGACCGCUGCUCAUCCAGGUCCUGCGGUCACUGUGCCAGACAUGGGCUAACAGCAGCGCGGUCAGACACACUCCCGUGGAGCAGCAGCUGUACCUGAGCCGGGCCUUGCUGGUGUGUUUGGGCCUGCUGAGCGACACUGAGCUGCAGGAGCUCCGUCCAGAGCUCCUGCAAUGCAUGAUGGGAGGGAUGCAGUGCCAUCUGGACAACUGCCUGGUGCGGGUGCGACGUGUGGGCAUGGUGGUGGGCGAGUGUCUGAGCGCUCGGCUAGAUACCGGCGGGGCCAAACUCAAAUUCCAGUAUGAAGAGGAUGAUGAGACGCGGGAGCUACUCUCCAUGAUGGACCCUCUGCCUGCUGAGGACGCUGCCAUUGCUGACAGACCAGACCCUUCCCAGAGUAACAAAAGGUCAGAGAUCAAAGGGCAGAGUUCACCUGAAGAAGUCACUUCUUUGACUUCACCAGUAGACCCAGUAAGACCAGCAGAACAGGGUUGUGACUCAGAGCUGGACAGUGACGAUGAGCUCACCCCUUAUGACAUGUCUGAAGAUCGGGAGAUGACGAAAGCCACCCCUCCCCGCUAUCUGAGAGACUGCAUGGAAGCCCUCAUCUCCUCUGAGGACGGGGAGAGGGUGGAGCUCAGUCUCCGUGCCGCGGAGGGAUUGGUGCGUAAGAACAGCUCUGCGGUCAGAGAGGUCAGCGUGGAGCUGACCAAGGUGCUGCUGCACCUGGAGGACAGGUACAGCACUGCGGGCUUCCUGGGCAUGCGCCAGGCCGCCAUGGUGGCCCUCGCUGUUACGGACUGUAUCCCGGUGACUGAGUACCUGACCACAGAGUUCUACAGUUUAAAUUACAGUCUGCGACAGCGCCUCGAUAUGUUAGAGGUCCUGACUCUCGCCGCGCAGGAACUCUCUCAGCCAAUCACAGAGAAGACCCGCCCUUCUCAAGGGACUCGGUCUGCCGCCAACAUUGUGCCCAUUGACCCCUGUGAUGCCCCACUGCACUGGCGGAAGGUUGUGGAGCAGCGAAUUCAGGGCAAAACGCGGCGCUUUGGGAAAGGAGCUUCUCGGCCCCCUGCCAGUGCCAGUCCAAACCGCUAUGCCCCUGUCGCUGGCUUUUUCUUUUUCCCUCUUCUGCAGAAAUAUGACAGGCCACAGGUGACCUUUGACCUGCUGGGAAGUGACCACUUGGUGCUGGGGAGGCUGAUCCACACGCUGGGCCUCCUAAUGUAUCUCGCAGUAAAUGCUCCGGUGGCCACUCAGAUGGGCAGAGCUUUGCUGGACUUUGUGUGGGCUGUGCGCUACCAUGUGGACCAGGUCGUCCGACAGGGGGUUUUGUUUGCAAUCUGUGCUGUGUUCCUGAGCAUGCCCAGUCAGAACCUAUUGUCUGAGCUCAGUGAUCAUUUGUUGGAGACCAGAGCAUGGCUGGCAGAUGUGGCAGAGGGGGAUCCAGAUGCAGACUGCAGGAGCCUGGCCCUGCAGAGUCUAGUGCUGUUGGAGAAGAGCCUGAAGGCAGAGCUGGAACCUCCUGCCAUGGCACUUCAGUCCUAAUGUGGAGGGG
Messenger RNA from Megalops cyprinoides (Indo-Pacific tarpon), 2715 nucleotides. RefSeq names its product TEL2, telomere maintenance 2, homolog (S. cerevisiae) (gene telo2). Gene Ontology annotation, biological process: telomere maintenance via telomerase; protein stabilization. The transcript has 21 exons. The record is from RefSeq and is a predicted model, not a curated record. Gene Ontology annotation, cellular component: cytosol. Gene Ontology annotation, molecular function: Hsp90 protein binding; telomeric repeat DNA binding. Lineage: Eukaryota; Metazoa; Chordata; Actinopteri; Elopiformes; Megalopidae. The coding region runs from base 171 to 2705 and encodes 844 amino acids.